This is a messenger RNA of Scatophagus argus, 963 nucleotides long. Its product is annotated as transcription factor BTF3 homolog 4-like. The record is from RefSeq and is a predicted model, not a curated record. The transcript is spliced from 6 exons. NCBI's taxonomy places the organism in Eukaryota, Metazoa, Chordata, Actinopteri, Scatophagidae. Bases 118 to 594 code for a protein of 158 amino acids.
AUAGGAAAUAUCUCUUAAUGCUGCUGCUUUAUGUGGGCUUAAUCUGCACAGGAUCAGAUUCACUAGGAGCGAGAACAGGUUGAGUGACUGCAAGCUAAUUCCUUUUUAAAGAACACUAUGAAUCAAGAGAAACUUGCCAAACUUCAGGCAGAAGUCCGGAUAGGUGGAAAGGGAACAGCCCGCAGGAAGAAAAAGGUCGUUCACAAAACCGCGACAGCAGAUGACAAAAAACUCCAGGGCUCACUGAAGAAACUGGCAGUGAACAACAUUGCGGGGAUUGAAGAGGUGAAUAUGAUAAAAGAUGAUGGGACUGUGAUCCACUUCAACAACCCCAAAGUGCAGGCGUCUCUCUCCGCCAACACCUUCGCCAUCACGGGCCACGCCGAGACCAAGCAGCUGACAGAGAUGCUGCCAGGCAUCCUGAGCCAGCUGGGAGCCGACAGCCUCAGCAGCCUGCGCAAGCUGGCCGAGCAGUUCCCACGGCAAUUGAGGAACGUAAAGGCGGUGAAGGAGGAAAUUGUAGAAGAAGAGGACGACGAUGUGCCAGAUCUCGUGGAGAACUUUGAUGAAGCCUCAAAGAACGAAGCAAACUGAUGAAUCCUUUUUUUCCUCCGUCAGCCGUUUUAAUUUUUUUUUUUUUAACCUCCUUACGGAUUCACAAAGGGCCUUUCCCCUUGUGGGGAAUCGGUUGUUAAAGGUGCAGUGCAUCAUCUCCGGAGAGGUGAACCACUUUGUGUUAGUCUGCAACAACAACAACAACAACAACAUGCACAUCCAGAAGGUUUUGAUUUCAGUAGGCUGAGGACACGCCGAGAAACGAGGACUCAAGAUACUUAAAAAAUAAGCUUUCUACAUGGUUAAACAUGGUUAGUAUUUAAGAGAUUGUAUAUUAAAGUGAAUGAAGAAUUCACUUUACAACAUAGGGGUGAUUUAUGAAUUUAAUAAAACUUUUUUUGAGCUAUG